GCCAGGACCAGGCAGGUGAGUGACAUCGAAGUUGUGCAUAUAAUGGAAACCCUUCGUGAUAAACUGGUGAAAUAAUGACAUUCUCCAUAGAUUCUACAGAAUGGCCUGUCCACGCAUUGGUUUUGGGAUCCUGCUGUUGGUCCUUGGAGGAAUUCAUGAAUGUUUAUCUUCAUACUACGAUGGAAUUGAAGAGUUGGACAAUGAUGUCAUUGCAAGCUGUACAAAAGAAGCCAAAAAGCUGGUGGAUACAGCAUAUAAAAACACCCGCAUCAUUCUGAAGGACCGUCUAAGGAGAAAGGAUGUAAGCUCUGCUGAUCUUAUGGCUUAUUUCAAGCAGCCUGUGGCAGGGAGCAGAAACGCCAUUCGAGCUGCAGAUUACAUGGGUACCACCCUCCAGCUCCUGACAGAGAAGGUGAAACACUUUCACCAGAGACCCUUCAAUAUCUCAGAUUUGUUGACUCAAAACCAGAUGGACAGUAUUUCUAAGAUAACUGGAUGUGCCAGCCAAUAUAUUCCCAAGGCUUGUCAGGACAGUCUCUAUCGCACCAUUAGCGGAGAGUGUAAUAACAGGAGAAAUCCAAGCCUUGGAGCUUCUAACACAGGAUUUACCCGUUUGCUGAGGCCAGAAUAUGAGGAUGGCAUCGCCCUUCCACGAGGAUGGACCGAAAGCCGCCCCAUCAAUGGAUUCCGUCUGCCUUUGGCACGCGCUGUAUCAAAUGAGAUUGUCCGUUUCCCCACUGAAAAUAUUACUUUGGAUCCAGGCAGGGCCCUCAUUUUUAUGCAAUGGGGACAAUGGACUGACCAUGACCUUGAUCUCUCUCCUGAGACUCCUGCAAGGUCAACGUUCCUCCAAGGUGUGGACUGCGAUCAUAGCUGCGCACGAGAGCCUCCCUGCUUUCCAUUGGGGAUUCCACCGAAUGACCCCCGCAUUAGGAAUCAGAGUGACUGUAUCCCACUCUUCCGCUCAGCUCCAGUCUGCAACCCAGAAUCACCGUUGCGCGAGCAGAUCAAUAUCCUCACCUCUUUCCUCGACGGAAGCCAGGUGUAUGGCAGUGAUCUGCCGCUGGCUGCUAAGCUCCGCAACAACACUAACAAACUGGGACUGAUGGCUAUCAAUCAAAACUUCACCGACAAUGGCCUUCCAUUCUUGCCAUUUGAAACAGCAGAGGAGGACUUUUGUGUUCUCACAAACAGAUCCUCUGGGAUUCCCUGUUUCUUAGGAGGAGACCCAAGAGUCAGUGAACAGCCAGGUCUAACCGCCUUUCAUACUCUUUUCGUGAGAGAACACAAUCGAAUCGCAACAGAAUUGCGCAAAUUAAAUCCACGCUGGUCUGGAGAGACUCUUUAUCAAGAAGCUCGGAAGAUUGUUGGAGGCAUCUUACAGAAAAUAACAUAUAAAGAUUGGCUGCCCCUGCUGCUGGGUUCAGAGAUGCCCAGGGUUCUUCCUACAUACCGGAACUACAAUGAGUCUGUGGACCCAAGAGUGGCCAACGUCUUCACAGUUGUCUUUCGCAUGGGCCACACACUAAUACAGCCUGUCAUCUACCGACUGGGUGAUGGUUACCGUCCCUUAAUGCCAGAACCAGAGGUCCCACUUCAUAUGACUUUUUUCAACAGUUGGAGGGUGGUGAGAGAAGGUGGCAUUGACCCUCUGCUUCGCGGCCUCAUGGCAAAUCGGGCAAAGCUGAACCGCCAAAAUCAGCUUGUAGUUGAUGAGCUACGGGAACGUCUCUUCCAACUCUUUAAGCGCAUUGGUCUUGACCUGCCAGCUAUCAAUCUGCAACGAGGUCGUGAGCAUGGAAUACCAGGAUACAACGCGUGGAGGAGAUUUUGUGGUUUCUCUGCACCUCGCAACCUGAAUGAACUGACUAAUGUGCUGAACAACAGGGAGUUGGCUCAGAAAUUCAUUAAUCUCUAUGGGACGCCUGAAAACAUAGACAUCUGGGUUGGAGGAGUUGCUGAACCUCUUGUUCGUAAUGGAAGAAUUGGACAACUGCUCACCUGCCUAAUUGGGAACCAGUUUCGCAGGGCUCGAGAUGGAGAUCGGUUUUAUUAUGAAAGACCCUCUGUUUUCACUAAUGCUCAGAAGAGAUCAAUAGAAAGAGUAACCCUGGCCCGUGUCAUCUGUGAAAACACCAGGAUUACGGAGGUCCCUCGAAAUGUCUUUUUGGGAAACCAGUACCCACAAGAUUUUGUGAACUGCUCACGAAUCCCAGCCCUAGACCUGAGGCCUUGGAGAGCAUGAGGCGUGUCUGAUCAUCAUUAGUUGUCUAAGUGAUGGAACAUGGAACCACAUUCACAAUAUAAUGUUUCUUUCAAACAUUAAAACUAUUGAUUCAUCAAGAUAUUACAACAUAAUUUUUCUUGUUUUUAAAAUUCUAUCUAUCUAUCUAUCUAUCUAUCAAUCUAUCAAGGAUUUCUUUCAGUCUAUUGUGUCUAGAUAGGCAAUGUAUAAUUAAUAGGAAAUGCAGCACUUCACAGCUUAGCAUAAUUGCAAGUGAUUUGUGAUUGACUGUAAGUGGAAUUGUUUUCAGGGUUAAACGUUCACCUCGUAGAAGCGUAGAUGUGUCUCGGGGCAGUAAGACCAGCUUUAUGUAAUUCCUUCCCUGUGUAUUUGUGUUAGCAUAAAUACGGUAUACAUGUGUAAGUUAGUGUUAGUGUGUAUGUGUGUAAGUUGCGUAUGUUACUGGGGGAGGUUAAAGGUGCAUAGUAUUGUAAGAUGCAGGAUUUGAAAAAGGUCAAAAAAAGAUAGAAAGAAAAUGAGCAAACUAACAACUACUCCAUGGCAAAGUGUAUCAUUCAUUGCCAAAUCAGCAACGCGCUGUACAUGGGCAUCAACAGGACUUCCCUUAAAAUGGGACAAGAGGGCCAUGUGGCAUCUGCUUCUGGUCAGUGCUGCUUCUGUCCUAUCUCAUGUGUCCUCAUGUGAGCGGGAAGGAAAGGGUAUUAUGUUGCAUAAAGUAAUAAUCUAUAGGAAGUAUAUAUUAGGCUUUAUGAGUCCACACUUCCUAUGGACUAUCAUUGUAUGUUAAUCCCCACUGUCUCUUUCUAUUCAUGUUGCAUGCAUUUUAGAUUCCCUACUUCUUAGUUUGCAUAUAAAGAGACUUCAGAUGCAUUUUAUUCUUCCAGAAAAUGUUCUAUUUCAUAUUGCCAAGGAGUUAAAUAAAAAAAUUAAAAAAAUA
This is a messenger RNA of Spea bombifrons (plains spadefoot toad), 3182 nucleotides long. RefSeq names its product eosinophil peroxidase-like. Lineage: Eukaryota; Metazoa; Chordata; Amphibia; Anura; Pelobatidae. The record is from RefSeq and is a predicted model, not a curated record. Gene Ontology annotation, molecular function: heme binding; peroxidase activity. The transcript is spliced from 13 exons. Gene Ontology annotation, biological process: response to oxidative stress. The coding region runs from base 101 to 2245 and encodes 714 amino acids.